Messenger RNA from Callorhinus ursinus (northern fur seal), 1406 nucleotides. RefSeq names its product small integral membrane protein 7 (gene SMIM7). The record is from RefSeq and is a predicted model, not a curated record. Lineage: Eukaryota; Metazoa; Chordata; Mammalia; Carnivora; Otariidae.
GGCCGGCUCAUGCUCUUCUCUCCUCCCCCUCCGGGACUUCCGCUUCCGGUUCUGACGGACGUUUCGGCCGUAACGAUGAUCGGGGACAUCCUGCUGUUUGGGACGCUGCUGAUGAACGCAGGGGCAGUACUCAACUUUAAGCUGAAAAAGAAGGACACGCAGGGCUUUGGGGAAGAGUCAAGGGAGCCCAGCACAGGUGACAACAUCCGGGAGUUCUUACUGAGCCUCAGAUACUUCCGGAUCUUCAUCGCCCUGUGGAAUGUCUUCAUGAUGUUCUGCAUGAUCGUGCUGUUUGGCUCCUGAGCCCCAGAUACACACCUUCCUGGGAACCAGGAACCAGGAACCACCUUCCCAGAUGCCGAGUCUCCCUUUCUCCGUUCCUGACGACUUCAAGAAUGGUUUUGACUGGAAAACAAGCGACCUUCCCAGAAAGCCCAAGUUUUUGGUGGGUGGAAAAAAUGUUCGCCAAGCUGCACACGGCUUCCCAGCCACGUCAUUGUUUUCUUUUCAAAGAUACUUUCGUAUUGGUUUCUGCGUUGAAAUGCUGUCUACUUAAGGAGUUUUAGGAGGGUUUAUGGAAGGGAUGUGAUAACAUUGCAUUCCCCGCAGAUAAAAGAACGUUGUGUAGAUUGUUUUUUUAGAUUGGAAUUCCUCUUCUAGCAAGCUUCUACUAGAAACUCGUUUCUGGAUAUUUCUUGGUUUAUUUUUAAUAACCCUCCUUUUUGGUUCAAAUAUUACCGAUUUUUCAAAAUAAUUUUUAUCCAGGGAUCUGAAACAGAAAGGUGCGCUUUUAAGAUUGAUAUAGCCUCUUUAUUGGACUGUGUUUAGAAAUAACAAGUUCAUUGUUGCUGGGCCUGUGUCCAAAUUCCUUUCCUGUCUCGAUGGGCUCUGCUCGGCCACUCGGUGCCUCUGAGGUCAUCCCCAGGACUUUAAGGGUGAAGCCUUACUGAUUGCCGUGGCAGAGGGGUACAGAACAGUUGGCAAGGGCAGAUGUGGGUGUUAUGAGAAAUUUUGCCCUGUCUUGCAGCCUUCUGUUAAAGUAACCCUGGGGGCCAUUAAAUGUAUAGUUUCAAGAAUGAGAGUGACUUACAUGGUGAUACUGGGACCCAGUUCUGAAAGCUUGGAAUUUUGGGUCUUCUUUUCAAGUGGGUGAUUUCAAGGUUGAAAAGCAGUGAGCCUCAUUCAAGGAAAUACAGCAUUUUGCAUAGAAUCUUCUUUGAAAGGCAGGUCCUUUAUCGCCAAAAUGAAAUGCCAGUGGUCGACACCCAGGUCCUACAGGUGUUUGAUCUGUUAGUUGUGGGUUUUGAAUUCCUGAUUUGGAGGUAAACCUGGUGGGAGGAAAAAGUAAAUAUGCAGACUUUUCAGAACUAAGUAGCACUGAAAAUAAAGCUCAUUUCUAAAAAGGA